AUGACCUGUGGGGUCAAUUUGAACCGGUUACUUAGAAUCGACGUGGGGGUCAAAUAUGUAAAAUCAUAUUUCUCCGCGUGGUCUCCUAUAAUGAUUGUGACAUUUGCAUCAAAGAGCAAGCUGUUGAAUCCACCUCCGGAAACUCUUGGUGCUUCGGCCCUAGCUCUUCACUAUGCAAAUCUCAUCAUAUUCAUCGAGAAACUGGUAGCAUCUCCUCACUUGAUCGGGAAUGAUGCCAGAGACGAUGUAUACAAUAUGCUGCCAGCUAGCAUCAGAUCAUCCCUCAGGGCUAAGCUGAAGCCUUUUGCAAAGAGCCUCAGUUCAUCAGUUUACGACACAGCUCUUGCCAAUGAAUGGAACGAUGCCAUGUCAAAAACACUCGAAUGGCUCGCCCCCCUCGCUCAUAACAUGAUAAGGUGGCAGUCGGAGAGAAGCUUUGAGCAUCAGAGCUUGGUGUCUAGGACAAACGUCCUUCUCGUCCAAACGCUCUACUUUGCAAAUCAAGAAAAGACAGAAGCACAGAUCACCGAGCUGCUCGUUGGUCUGAACUACAUAUGGAGAUUCGGGAGAGAAAUCACUGCCAAAUCGCUGGCAGAAUGCGCCAGUGGCAGAACGUUCGAUGAAUAUCAGGAGUGAUAUAUCAUCGCCUUUUCGGUAUCUGUGUAUAUAUAUAUCAUCAUCCUUUUCACUAUCUUGGGCGUAAGGAGCUCCUUUCAGUCAUCAUGAUUUGCAGACAGCGUUGUCCGAGUAUUUUGGUGGUUGUGAUGGUGAAGAACAUCAAAUGACGGAGUUUGAAUCUGAGGUUGCACCGGGAAGGCCCGUGGUUCCUGGAUUCGUGGUAAAUUGUACAGCCAAUGUUGCCUCCUCCUCUCUUAUGAUGGUUGAUAAUAGCAUGUUUAUGUUAGAAAAUGAGGGUUUUGUUUCAUCAAAGCUUCAUCUAAAUUUUCAUGUCUUCUAAAAAAAGUUUGUAUUGCUAGAUUACACGAAUGAUUGAAUAGUGCUUGCUGUUAAUUUUUCAA
Salvia hispanica is the source of this 1019-nucleotide messenger RNA. The record is from RefSeq and is a predicted model, not a curated record. Lineage: Eukaryota; Viridiplantae; Streptophyta; Magnoliopsida; Lamiales; Lamiaceae.